This is a messenger RNA of Grammomys surdaster, 743 nucleotides long. It is a transcript of the gene Ssbp1, whose product is annotated as single stranded DNA binding protein 1. Gene Ontology annotation, molecular function: single-stranded DNA binding. Gene Ontology annotation, biological process: mitochondrial DNA replication; positive regulation of helicase activity. The coding region runs from base 99 to 539 and encodes 146 amino acids. Gene Ontology annotation, cellular component: mitochondrial nucleoid. The transcript is spliced from 8 exons. Lineage: Eukaryota; Metazoa; Chordata; Mammalia; Rodentia; Muridae. The record is from RefSeq and is a predicted model, not a curated record.
AAGGUUGAGACAAAGUUGUACGUCCGGAGUGCAUGGGUGCGUGCGGCCCUCGGGAGGAGGAAAAGCCUAAAGAUUAGGUUGUAAGAAAAACCGAAGCCAUGUUUCGAAGACCUGUGUUACAGGUAUUUCGUCAGUUUGUACGACAUGAGUCUGAAGUAGCCAGCAGUUUGGUUCUUGAACGAUCUCUGAAUCGUGUUCAGUUACUUGGACGAGUAGGUCAGGACCCUGUCAUGAGACAGGUGGAAGGAAAAAACCCAGUUACGAUAUUUUCUCUAGCAACAAAUGAGAUGUGGCGAUCAGGGGACAGUGAAGUAUACCAAAUGGGUGACGUCAGUCAAAAGACGACAUGGCACAGAAUAUCAGUGUUUCGACCAGGCCUCAGAGAUGUGGCGUAUCAGUAUGUGAAAAAAGGGGCUCGUAUAUUUGUGGAAGGGAAAGUGGACUAUGGCGAAUACAUGGAUAAAAACAAUGUGAGGCGGCAAGCAACAACAAUCAUAGCUGGAUUUGCAUUAUAUGCUGUGAAGACUAGAGGGAGUUAACAGCAAGACAAAUUAUAGCAGAGGAGCAGUGCUCUCUCAGGUGCCAUCCAGAACAUGGAAUAGUCUUCAGUGUGGAAGAUGGAAGAAGCUGAGCCUGUGAUGACGUAGAACUACCAGAGCAUACCUGGACAGGCCACCUCUGAAUUCUUUGGGAGAUACAAAUAAACCUCUUGUGUUUGUGUGCAGUUAAAUCUUCCUUACAAA